AUGGGCAAGAAGGGCGGGAAGGGCGCGAAGGGGGGCGUCGACUGGGACGCCCUCCCUUGGAAGGAGAUCGACGUUGGCGAGAACUUCCUCGUGGGGUGCAAGGAGUCGGGGUUCAUGGGUCUCGAAGCCAUCGAGGGACUCUCGAUCCCUGAGUUGCAACUAGGAGGCCCUACGGAAGAGCCGCCGAGCACUGAGACCGCGGCCACGGGCGAGAAGAAGAAGAGGAAGAAGAGGGACAAGGAGAGGGCGGCUGCGGAGCCCCCAGGAGCCGGCGAGCAGGCGCCUGGGCAGGACGGAGGGCGCGGCGACGCGCCGGGGGAGACGGCCGAGGAGCGCAUCGCGAGGCUGGAGGCAGAGAACGCGAAGCUGAAGAAGCGGCUUCGCGACGACAAGAAGGACAAGCAGAAGGCGAAGAAGAAGCGCAAGACCGACGAGGGCGCCGCGGGCGCGCCCGGGCCUGCAACGGCAACCAACGUGGCCGACGACGCGCCACUGGCGGACACGUCCGCGUGGAAGCCCUUCCUCCUGCACCCGCUCAUCGAGACGGCGAUCGCGCGGCUCGGAUUCGAGAAGCCGACGCGCAUCCAGGAGAUGUGUCUGCCCGUGGCGUGCACGCAACGCAAGGACGUCGUCGGCGCCGCGGAGACCGGGUCCGGCAAGACGCUCGCGUUCGGGCUGCCCAUCAUGCAGCAGCUCCUCGAGGAGCGCGAGGCGCGCGCCGCCGAGGCCGCCGAGGACGGGCAUCCGGACCCCGAGAUCGUGCGCACGUCGAGCAACCGCCUGCGCGCUCUGAUCCUCGCCCCGACGCGCGAGCUCGCCAUCCAGGUGUCGGAGCACCUCAAGGCGAUCGGGAAGGUGUGCCGCGUGCGCGUGGAGCCCAUCGUGGGCGGCAUCGCGCCGCAGAAGCAGGAGCGGCUCCUCCGCGGGCGCCCGGAGGUGGUCGUGGCCACCCCGGGACGCCUCUGGGAGCUCAUGAGCCAGGGCGACACACACCUCCUCGACACGGGCGCGCUGAACUUCCUCGUCCUCGACGAAGCCGACCGCAUGGUCCAGAAGGGGCACUUUGCCGAGCUCGAGUCCAUCCUUGCAAAACUCCCCCUCCCUGGCAACACGGCGGACCGCGUGGUGGACGUCACGGUGGACCCGAACGCGGAGGACGCGGACGAGGAGGCGGGCGCGCGGAGGAAGAAGAAGGAGAAGAAGGACCCGCCGCCGCGCGUGCAGACGAUGGUGUUCUCCGCGACGCUGACGCUGCCCGAGUCGAUGCGCAAGCGGCUCAAGGGGGGCGUCGGGCGCGGGGGCGGCGCGGGCGGCGGCAGCCCGACGCUCGAGAAGCUACUGGGGAAGAUGUCGUUCCGCGGCGCGCCCGCGAUCCUCGACGCGACCGCGGACGCGGGGCACAAGGGCGUGGCUGCUGCGGUCACGCAGGCGUACGCCGAGUGCCUGGACGCCGACCGCGACGCGUGCCUGUACUACCUCCUCUCCGCGCACUCUGGCCGCACGAUCGUCUUCGCGAACGCGGUCUCCGCGGUGCGCCGCGCGGCCGCCGUCCUGAAGCACCUGGGCAUUCCCGCGGCCGCCUUGCACGCGCAGCAGCAGCAGCGGCAGCGGCUCAAGAACCUCGACCGGUUCCGGAAGAACGACGACGGCGUGCUGGUGUGCACGGACGUCGCGGCGCGUGGGAUCGACAUUCCCGACGUGCGCUGCGUCGUUCACUACCAGGUGCCCGCGUCGCCGGACGUGUACGUGCACCGCGCGGGCCGGACGGGCCGCGCGGGCGCGGAGGGCGCGUCCGUGGCGAUCGUGGUGCCGAGGGAGCGGCCGCGGUUCCUGUCGCUGGCGCGCGCCCUCAAGGGGCAAGACGCGCCGCGCGCCUUCCCGAUCGACGCGGCUGUGAUGCCGCAGGUGCGGGAGCGCGUGGCGCUGGCGCUGCGCAUCGAUGAGUACGAGCGGCAGGAGAAGAAGGUCCGGGCGCGCGACGACUGGGAGGGUCGGAACGCCGCGCAGGUGGGCGUGGCCGGCGACGAGGGCGACGCGGAGGACGAGGGGCGCAACGUGAGGCGCCGGAAGGCCGCGGAGGCGCGGGAGGUCGCGGAGGCGCGCGUGCGGCUGUCGCAGCUGCUUGCCGAGCCGCUGGGGGCCACGUUCAGCGGGCGGUACUUCACGGGCGGCGGGGCGGCCGGGAUCGCGGCGCAAGCGGCCGCGAAGAGGGCGGACGGCGACGGCGGCGUGACGGGGCUCGUGCGGUCGGCGGUGCAGGCCGCGGACGAGCUGUUGCGGUCGCGGCGCGCCGCGCAGGCCGCGGUCGAUCGCAAGGCCGGGAAGGUGGCUGGGGGGAGUGGGAACGGGCAGCGGGGGGGUGUCGAGAAGAUGAGCUUGGAGGAGAGGCGGGCGGCGGCGCUGCAGCGCGCGGUGGAGAAGAAGGUGGGCAAGACCAUGGCGAAGAAGGCGCGGAAGGCUGCGCAGGGUGCAGGGCACGUAGGGCGUGCCGUGCAGGUGCGCAGCAAACGCGGGCUCGCGGUGGUGCCUCCGGCGCUCGGCCGCGCCGGGAGCGGGCCGGACGCGCUGGCUGCCAUGCGGCUCCGCGCGGGCGAGGCCUCGUGA
Molecule: messenger RNA, 2604 nt
Organism: Pedinophyceae sp. YPF-701
Lineage: Eukaryota; Viridiplantae; Chlorophyta; Pedinophyceae
Source: the annotation of a GenBank genome assembly